GGCUGAUUUGUGAGUGUGUUGUCCGGGCCAGAAGGCCUCAGUGCUGGGGAGAGGAUGCCACUCUAUGUCCUUACUCCCUGAUGAAAGUGGAAGCUGUGCAGGGCUGAUUUGUGAGUGUGUUGUCAGGACCGGAAGGCCUCAGUGCUGGGGAGAGGAUGCCACUCUAUGUCCUUACUCCCUGAUGAAAGUGGAAGCUGUGCAGGGCUGAUUUGUGAGUGUGUUGUCAGGGCCAGAAGGCCUCAGUGCUGGGGAGAGGAUGCCACUCUAUGUCCUUACUCCCUGAUGAAAGUGGAAGCUGUGCAGGGCUGAUUUGUGAGUGUGUUGUCAGGGCCAGAAGGCCUCAGUGCUGGGGAGAGGAUGCCACUCUAUGUCCUUACUCCCUGAUGAAAGUGGAAGCAGUGCAGGGCUGAUUUGUGAGUGUGCUGUCAGGGCCGGAAGGCCUCAGUGCUGGGGAGAGGAUGCCACUCUAUGUCCUUACUUCCUGGAAUGUAGGAAACUGAGCAGCGACCUUAGAGAAGUGUUUUAAAUUAUGAAGGGCAGAGGAACCGACUCACUCUGGUUUAUUUCUGCUGCAGAUAAUAGCCAGCAGGUGGUACUUCCUUCCACCCGGAAGGCGGACAAGCAGACGGCAAGCAAGCAACGUCAGUCAGAUUCAAAAUGGACACAGAUCUGAACUCGGCCUUCUCCGCCUUCCUGUCAAAUUGUGAGGAUCACCAACUUUUCCGGUUGACGAGAUUCUACAAGGAGCGACUGGAGCAGGCGAUUGAGGAGGGUGUGGAGGGAGUCGGAUUCAUGUUAAUGGGCGAUGAUCACUUCACCGGGCCAGAGUAUCACUGCGUGACUGAGCUGGCGGAGAAGGCAAAUCGAGCGGGCGCUUCCAAACUCCUCCUGGAUCUGGUGAUGGAGAAGGGCUCGGGGACCCGGAAGGUGAUGUGGGAAUCCUUUGUGAAACUACAUCACCAUUUACCGAAGCUGAGAAGAAUACUGAAUGAAAUACGGGAACGUGGUGAUGGCCAGUUCGCCUACAUGGACACUGAGCGGGGUUUAUCUGAAGUACCCAAGCAUCUGAAAGAUGUUCAAAAGAAACACAAGGAGACUUUGCGGACACAGACUGAAACACUGAGAGUGAACACAAUCCUGAUGAGGGAGAAGGUGAAGGUUUUCCAGCUGGUUGAUCGAUACGCUGAGCUCACGGUCAUUUCUACUGUUCGAGAUCGGACACUGGUGGAACACGAGCUGCUGGCAAGAGGCAGAGACCACGAGGAGUGGAGACAGAAACAUCUCCGCAGAGAGCUGGAGAAAAUUCACAUUGCUGAUCUAUUUCAUAAUAGUUACUCACGUAGCUUUCGGGACAAAAUGAAAAGAUUCUUCACACGAUUAACUUCGGGUUGUUCUGUAGCAAUGGCCGGAGUCCCGGGGAUCGGGAAAACGACACUGAUACAAAAGAUUGUUUACGACUGGGCCACGGGGAAAAUAUACCGACAAUUCCACUUUGUCUUCUGUUUCAAAUUCCGAGAUUUAAACUCCAUUAACUGCAGAAUAAACCUGAGGGAACUGAUUCUGGAUCAAUAUCCUUACUUUGGGAAUAUCCUGAGCGAGGUCUGGAGGAAACCAGAGGAAUUGCUGUUUAUUUUCGAUGGUUUGGAUGAAUUCAAACACAGAAUCGAUUUUGCGGACAGUCGGAGAGACACAGAACCCAAGCACCAGUGCCCAGAUCCCGAGUGGUGGUGUGAAGUGUCUGACAUAGUGUACAGUUUAAUCCAGGGCAAGCUGCUCCCAGGGUGUUCAGUGCUGGUGACCACCCGUCCCACUGCAUUACAUUUGUUGGAAAAGGCUGAGAUCAGUGUUUGGACUGAAAUUCUGGGAUUUGUUGGUGAGGAACGGAAGGACUAUUUCAGCAGGUAUUUUGAAGAUCAGACGGUGGCGGAAGCAGUUUUCAAACACGUGCAGGAGAAUGAGAUCCUGUACACUAUGAGCUACAACCCUUCUUACUGCUGGAUCCUCGCUCUGGCACUGGGCCCCUUCUUCACACAAAGAGUCAGGGACCCGCAGAGAGUUCCCAAGACCAUCACCCAACUGUAUUCCUACUAUAUUUACAACAUCCUCAAAAAUCAUGGCCGUGAGAUUGAGAGACCCCGUGAUGUGUUUCUCAGGCUGGGUCAGAUGGCCUACAGAGGAGUGUCUGAGAGGAAGAUUGUGUUUACAGAUGGAGAUUUGAUCAAGUACAGUCUGCAGCCUUCCCAGUUCCUGUCCGGGUUCCUGGUGGAGCUUUUGGAGAGAGAGGAUUCUGCCCAGAGCGUGGUGUACACAUUCCCACACCUCACCAUCCAAGAGUUUGUAGCUGCAGUCGCACAAUUCCUGAAUCCACAUCCUGGCGAUAUCCUGAAAUUCCUCCCUGAAGCCCACAUCAUGACAGAUGGACGAUUUGAGGUAUUUCUCCGCUUUGUUGCUGGUCUCUCCAACCCAAUGACAACUCGGGGCCUGGAGGAGUUUCUGGGUCCAUUUCCUCAUCAAACAACCUGUCGGGUGAUUGACUGGUUGAAGAACAAGGUUAAACGCCAGAGUGGAAACACUGAUGACAUUGGGAGAAGGAGACUCCUGAACACAUUGCACUACCUGUUUGAGUCUCAGAAUCGUGGACUGGCUCAGGCCGCACUGGAAUCCAUGGACACACUUUCAUUCCGUGGAAUGACACUGACCCCGAUUGACUGCGCGGUCCUGUCUCAUGUCAUCGGACUCUGUAAUACAAUCAAACACCUCGACCUGGAGGAAUGCAACAUUCAGUGUGAAGGAAUCCAGCGGCUGGGACCCGGGCUGCACAAGUGCCAGGAGUUGAGACUCGGGGAGAAUGACCUGGGAGAUUCAGGAGUGAAACAGUUGUCUGCGGCUCUGAGCAACCCGGAGUGUAAAAUACAGAAACUGUGGCUGAACAAUGUCGGUCUCACAGACUCUGGUGCCGAGUAUCUCGUCUCCGCUCUCAGUACAAAACCAUCACUGACGGAGCUGGACCUGAAUUAUGAUAAAAUGGGAUAUUCAGGAGUGAAACUGGUGUUUUUGGCUCUUGGGAACCCGGUGUGUAAAACACAGAAACUGUGGCCGAACAAUGUCGGUCUCACAGAUUCUGGGGCCGAGGAUUUCGUUUCCAGUCUCAGUACAAAUCGAUCACUGACGGAGCUGUACCUAAGUCUUGAUGAACUGGGAGAUUCAAGAGUGAAACUGGUCUCUGCGGCUCUGAGGAACCCGGAGUGUAAAAUAGAGAAACUGUGGAUGAGGAAUGUCGGUCUCACAGAUUCUGGGGCCGAGGAUCUCACCUCCGCUCUCAGUACAAACCCGUCACUGACAGAGCUGGACCUGAGUAAUAAUAAACUGAGAGAUUCAGGAGUGAAACUGGUGUCUGCGGCUCUGAGGAACCCGGAGUGUAAAAUACAGAAACUGUUGCUGUGGAGAGUCGGUCUCACAGAUUCUGGGGCCGAGGAUCUCAUCUCCGUUCUCAGUACAAAACCAUCACUGACGUGGCUGGACCUGAGAGAAAACUCUCUGACAGACCGAUCUGUCCCCGCUCUCCGCCGCCUCAUACUGACACUCCAGAGUCUGAAGCUGAUCUGGCUGGUGGGGAAUCGGUUCAGUGAGACCGGGGAAAAGGAACUGGAGCCUCUGCGGGGAGUCAGACCCGGACUGGAAGUGGCCGUGUGAACAUCUGAAUGGGGUCAAUCGGUUCAGUGAGACCGGGAGGAAGGAACUGAGAUCUCUGCAGGAACUGGAGCCUCUGCGGGGAGUCAGACUCGGACUGACAGUGAUCCUGUGAACAUCUGAAUGUGUGAACAUCCCCGCCCGCGGGAUGGAGCCGAUUCCCCCCUGCCCAUUAACUCGCCCUCCCCUUUAACUGCCCCCUGCCUCUCCACUUUAACUCUCCCCACCCCUCUCCUUUAACUCCCGCCCUUAACUUUAAUGGCCGCGAGCCGGGGCUGAUUCCCAACUGUCUUAACGGAACUGGCUCCGGUCUCGAGCUCGGUGAAAUCGGAAGCGCUCCCGCAGUGACGUGCUUCUGCCGGAUGUGCGGGUCCGAGACUCUCCCGCGUGCCACCCCGGGGAAUUACCCGGACGGGAGGAGCCCGGGGGCCCGGGGCUCAGUCUGGGACACUGGUGUCCCGGGAGAGAAUCCUUUUGCCCCCUCUGCUGAGGACGGGGCAUUCGGCUGUCUGGCUGAUAUAAUGAUGUUAAAUUGACAAAUACCUCAGCAAUGGCUUUGGAUCCGCAGCGACCCCGGACACGGCCCUGAAGUGUGAUUUUAUAAUCAUCGGUUCCCCGAUGCAGAGUGACGGUGAUAGACGGGACUGAUUAAUCUACCGGUCACCCGGUGUCGCCGGUCAGUUAAUUGCGAGUGUCUGUGAGCGAGUCGGGAACAGUGUGGCGACCCACUUUCUGCGCAGGUGCACCUGCUCACAAAUAGCCAGCGCUCCUGAGCUCUUCUGACGGCAUUUCCGCCCGGAGAGUGCGGGCACUCGGGAUGAAAUUCCAGCGCUGCGAAGUUUGAAUAAACUAGUCUGGAACAGAUUUAUCGACAGCGUGUCGUUGUCUCUAACUCUGUACGUAGUACAUAGCUACAACAGCUUAUUUAUUCCCGCAAGUCAGCAGCUCGCAUACUGUUUAAUUUGCAUUUAUCAUGAUGAAAUCAAUAAACCGCUGUAACUUCCUGA
Molecule: messenger RNA, 4697 nt
Organism: Hypanus sabinus (Atlantic stingray)
Lineage: Eukaryota; Metazoa; Chordata; Chondrichthyes; Myliobatiformes; Dasyatidae
Product: NACHT, LRR and PYD domains-containing protein 12-like
Exons: 11
Coding region: 658-3693 (1011 amino acids)
Cellular component (GO): cytoplasm
Molecular function (GO): protein binding
Source: RefSeq, a predicted model, not a curated record